Dreissena polymorpha is the source of this 2322-nucleotide messenger RNA. RefSeq lists its product as uncharacterized. The transcript has 12 exons. The record is from RefSeq and is a predicted model, not a curated record. The coding region runs from base 785 to 2011 and encodes 408 amino acids. Gene Ontology annotation, biological process: monoatomic cation transmembrane transport. Lineage: Eukaryota; Metazoa; Mollusca; Bivalvia; Myida; Dreissenidae. Gene Ontology annotation, molecular function: monoatomic cation channel activity.
CAUCGAUGACCUGCACUUUUGGAUUCUCGCAGUUUAAUCCCUUCGCAAGGUAUCAAAGCUGCAUUACAAUUAUACUAAUAUUCAAAGCAAUUGAUAAAAGGUCGUCGCGGAGUAGUGGGUAUGGUGUCCGCCUAGCGAUCGGGAGGUCACGGGUUCGAUCCCCACAUUGGAUGCGAUCCCCACAUUGGGUACGUUCUUUCGAUCUCACUCAAAGACAUCAGGUAUUGAUUCUAGUCCCAGGAAACGGACUCGAGAGCGUUUCAAAUAAGCCUAAGGCUUUCGAUGCAAUCGAGAUAAAAUCAAUAUUUUUAAACUAAUUAUUAAAAAAUUACCUUUAAUACAAACAGUAUCACACAAUUUGCAGAAUUAAUAUAUAAAAUACCAAAUAAAGCUUCACAAAAGUGUUCUAUACACUUUUAAGCUGAAAGGUGAAUGUGUUCCUGACAAAUCGAGUAAACCAUACACCUUAGAAUAUAAUGGAUUAUGUGUAUGCCAUGCUGCCACUUCGUUCCCAUUCAAUCAUGUAUGUGCAUUUCUAAACGACACUUUCCUUCUCGAAAGACAUUUUGUUUUUAUCAAAUGUCGUUACGAAUAUGAUACUGAUAUGAUGUAUGGUUAAUACUAAAAAAAACAUGUCUUACACAGCAUUUAUUUUUCAGCGCGCUAUGACCUGUUGAAGGAACACUUUAAGAUUCACAAAUCGGCAUAUGAGGGAGACGAGCUUCAGCAAGCUGUAAACAAAGACGACUUCGAGAAAGUGACCAGAAUAAUACGCAAGGCUUACAUGGAUGGUGAACGCAUCUGUGAAUACAAACUGCCCAAGGCAAUCGCUGAUUCACAAGACAAUGCGAAUUCAGAACAUUAUUUGAAUCCACAUCACGACCUUUUCGUCUUAGUGGAAAAGUCUACGUUUAUGAAACUCAAUGGAGAAAUUGAGUUUCGAGCUAAUCUAGAAAAACGAAUUUCGUCCGAAAUAAUCCGAUCUAGGAUGCGAGAUAUAACCAAACAUGACAAGUCAGUCCAACAAGUCAACGUCGUUAAUCUCGUUUUCAACGGUAACCACCACACACUUGAAACUGUUACACAUGCAAUGAAUUUUGGUACAGUAUCCGUGGUAGUAAAAGGAUCAAAAGGUGUGGCGGAGAAAAUAGCAUAUGAGGUCGAACGCACGACUGAUAUCCAAAAACGACAAGGUGUGGCGGAGAACAUAGCAUAUGAGGUCAAAAGCACGACUGAUAUCCACAAACGACACGACGAGGAUUUUAUGGAUAGGAUGAAGAUGAAAGCAUUUCAAGCAAUUCUCCAUAAAAAGCCAUACCUUUUAUGGGUUUGUGAUCUGCAAAACAUGCCUGACAAAUUUCAUGAAAGGAUUCUUGACAUAUAUUGGAAAGCAAAGUGGAGUGAAAACCAUCUUGCGUCAGUUCGCGAGCGCGACCUAUUUGUCGUUUCCAACGAACUGAGAGAUUGCAAUCCUUGCAAUACGGAUGACGUCGUGUGUUAUUUUUGUUUUCACGAUUACAUCGAACCUGUUAGAAUCUUAGUUCAGCAUCUUGGCUCGAUGGAUUCAGUUAAGAUAGGCGCUUUGCAAUUCAAGAAAAUGUGCAAUGAAGCUGAUACAGAUGGAUUGCUGAAAGGUUUACGGCGAAAGUUAAUGGUUCCUCCCGCAAACAAGGACCUUGCAACGAUUAUGGAGGUUAUACAGAUAAUGAAGGCGCGUCCAGUUCGAGGCACUAUAGUUGACAAGGCAGUGCAUGACCAUUGGAAGCCUCAUCCUGACGUCUCCUCUAACCCAACGCAGAAGAACAGAGUAUUAUGUUUUGGAGAGAAGAAAGAGAAGAAAGGUGGUCAAGGUUCAGUUGAGUCUAUUGAGUCCCAGAACAGGUUCUUGCCAUACUGGAAUUACUUGUAUUUGUGGGCUUGCAUGAUGCGUAAACAUGAGUUGGCGGAAAUACUCUUGCGAAAAGUGGAGGUAAAUAAGUUUACAUUCCUGUUUCUAAACAAUUACUUCUAAAAUGUGUUCAUUAUAUAGCACUUAAAUACGGAAUAAUACACUAGUCAACUGUUCCCAGUGUUCGUUUAAAUCAAGUGGUUUCCGUUAUAACGUAUAACAGAAGAGUGAGAAGCGAAAUAGCGGAACCACUAGACUGAUACACAGCGUAAUAUUAGUAUUAAUUACACUCGUUCUAAUGCUUCAAUAUUCUUCAAUUUCAUAAAUAGGUAUUUAAUACAUCACUUAUUUCUAAUAAUAAGUCAGGCUAGUAUGUAUUGCUUGUCCAAUAACCAGGAAACUUCAAGAGAACAUUUGUUCAAGUGAUACCUCGG